AUGGGCGACUACAAGCCCCCUUUCUCGCACCCGGCGACCAUCAAGGAAGCCAUCUCCGACCACUCCCUCAUCCACGAACAGGGCUUCAUCGGUGGCCAAUGGGUCAGCGGCACGAAGACGUUUCCCGUCUUCGACCCGGCGACCGACCAGGUGAUCGCCAACAUCGCCGACUUGGGCGCGGCAGACUUCAAGGCCGCCAUCGACCACGCUGAAGCCGCGUUCAAGGAAUUCCGACUCACCGGCGAACAUGCCCGCUCCAAGAUGCUGCACCGAUGGGCCGCCCUGAUCCGCCGCCACGCCGACGACCUCGCCGUGAUUUUGACCAUGGAGAACGGCAAGACCCUGCCCGAGGCCGCCGGGGAAGUCGAAUACGGCGCCUCCUUCAUCAGUUGGUUCGCCGAGGAGGCGAUCCGCUCUUACGGCGACGUGAUCCCUUCUCAGCACGCCCAGAGCACCAACUUAGUGGUCCGCCAGCCCAUCGGCGUCUGCGGCAUCAUCGCCCCCUGGAACUUCCCCAUCGCCAUGAUCACGCGCAAAUUGGGGCCUGCCAUCGCCGCGGGCUGCACGGUGGUUAUCAAGCCUCCGUCGGAAACCCCUCUGUGCACUCUGGCCUUGACAUAUCUCGCCCAACAAGCCGGCAUCCCGCCCAACGUGAUCCAGGUGGUGCCGACCCGAGACCGCUCUGCCACCGCGGAGCUGUACACCAACCCGAUUGUUAAGAAGGUGUCGUUCACGGGCUCGACUCCUGUGGGUAAGCUGAUCACGGCGGCCGCGGCGGGGACGAUGAAGAAGGUGUCGAUGGAGCUGGGUGGGAACGCGCCGUACAUCGUCUUUGACGACGCCGACCUGACCCAAGCCGUCGACGGCGUGCUGGUGUGCAAAUUCCGCUGCUCGGGGCAGACGUGCGUGUGCGCCAAUCGGAUCUACGUACAGCGGGGGAUCCACGACCGGUUUGUCGAGGCAUUACUGGAGCGCAUGCGCAGCUUCAAGAUAGGUUCUGGCCUCGACCCGUCGGUCACGCACGGGCCCCUGGUCAACCGGGCGGGAGUGGCCAAGGUGCGCGCCCACAUCGACGACGCGGUCAGCAAGGGUGCCAAACUGGUAGUAGGGGGCCGCGUUCCCGACGCGGGCGACAGUAACGGCAAGGGCUACUUCAUCGAACCCGCCCUGUUGACCGGGGUGACGCAGUCGAUGCUGGUGGCCAAGGACGAGACGUUCGGACCCCUUGCGCCGGUGAUCGCGUUCGACACGGUGGACGAGGUGAUCGCCAUGGCCAACGACACCGAGUUCGGGCUGGCGGGCUACUUCUUCGCCAACGACCUGCGCAAGGUGUGGAAGGUCGCGCUGGCCCUCGAGGUCGGCAUGGUGGGCGUGAACACGGGCAAGAUCAGCGCGGCCGAAGCGCCCUUUGGCGGCAUUAAAGAAAGUGGGUUGGGCAAGGAAGGUAGCAUGUAUGGUCUGGCCGAGUUUCAGGUCAUGAAGAAUAUCACGCUGGGGAAUUUGGGCGUGUAG
Messenger RNA from Fonsecaea erecta, 1512 nucleotides. RefSeq lists its product as hypothetical. Lineage: Eukaryota; Fungi; Ascomycota; Eurotiomycetes; Chaetothyriales; Herpotrichiellaceae. The record is from RefSeq and is a predicted model, not a curated record. The transcript has a single exon. Bases 1 to 1512 code for a protein of 503 amino acids. Gene Ontology annotation, molecular function: succinate-semialdehyde dehydrogenase (NAD+) activity.